Molecule: messenger RNA, 2538 nt
Organism: Acanthosepion pharaonis
Lineage: Eukaryota; Metazoa; Mollusca; Cephalopoda; Sepiida; Sepiidae
Source: the annotation of a GenBank genome assembly
AUGCUUUCUCUCGUGAAUAAAUUAACUCACUUCUGCUGCAACAACAACAACCGCUUUCUUUGCGUGGGUGAGUGCGCUAAUCUCAAAAUUCUCGACAAUAAACAAUUUCUUUCGGAUAUUAUUAUUAUACAUCCUGUAAUAACACGUGUGCGCGCGGGUUUUUUUUUCUCUCUCUCUCUCUCUCUCUCUCUCUCUCUUUUCUUCUCUCUCUCUCUCUCUCUCUCUCUCUCUCUCUCUCUCUCUCUCUCUCUCUCUCUCUCUCCCCCCCCCGGGUCUUGUAUUUUUAAUGUCUUGCUUUUUGCCUUUAAUUAUCUCCCCUUGUUAUCUAUUUCUUUCCAUUCUCUUCACUCUCUCCUUUUUCUUUCCUCUCGCUUUCUUCGCAUCACACUAUUUUCUUUUCUCGCAAUCAGUCAAUUUCCUUUCAGCUUUAACUAUCUUUCUCCUCGCUAUUUCUCUCAGCUCAUACGCCACCGAACACAUGUUAAUCAACUUCCUUCCUUAUCAUUCAGCUUCUUAUUUGUUUAUUUUGUAUAUUUCCCGGCAUUUUCUUUUUUAUUCCCCAACUACGUAAUCCUCAUCUUUCUUUCACUCUCCUCCUCUCACUGUAUCCUACUACUAACACUCUCCUUCUUUUUUCUCCCCUCCCUCUUUUUCUCUCUCGCUCUUCUUCUUUCGCAUUCUUUUCCUUCUUCUUCUUUUCCUUCUUCUUCUUCUUUUCCUUCUUCUUCUUCUUUUCCUUCUUCUUCUUUUCCUUCUUCUUCUUUUCCUUCUUCUUUUCUUUUCCUUCUUCUUUUCUUUUCCUUCUUCUUUUCUUUUCCUUCUUCUUUUCUUUUCCUUCUUCUUUUCCUUUUCUCUUCUUUUCCUUUUCUCUUCUUUUCCUUUUCUCUUCUUUUCCUUUUCUCUUCUUUUCCUUUUCUCUUCUUUUCCUUUUCUCUUCUUUUCCUUUUCUCUUCUUUCUCUUCUUUUUCUUUUCUCUUCUUUUUCUUCUUUUUCUUUUCUCUUCUUUUUCUUCUUUUCCUUUUCUCUUUUUCUUCUUUUCCUUUCUCUUCUUUUCUUCUUUUCCUUUUCUCUUUUUUUUUUCUUUUCCUUUUUCUCUUUUUUUUCUUCUUUUCCUUUUCUCUUCUUUUCUUCUUUCCUUUUUCUUCUUUUCUUCUUUUCUUUUCUCUUUUUUCUUUUCCUUUUCUCUUCUUUUCUUCUUUUCCUUUUCUCUUCUUUUCUUCUUUUCCUUUUCUCUUCUUUUUUCUUUUCCUUUUCUUCUUUUCUUCUUUCCUUUUUCUUCUUUUUCUUUUUUCUUUUCUCUUUUCUUCUUUUCCUUUUCUCUUCUUUUCUUCUUUUCCUUUUCUCUUCUUUUUCUUCUUUUCCUUUUCUCUUCUUUUUCUUCUUUUCCUUUUCUCUUCUUUUUCUUCUUUUCCUUUUCUCUUCUUUUUCUUCUUUUCCUUUUCUCUUCUUUUUCUUCUUUUCCUUUUCUCUUCUUUUUCUUCUUUUCCUUUUCUCUUCUUUUUCUUUCCUUUUCUCUUUUUCUUUUUCUUUUUCUUUUCUUUUCUUUUUUCUUCUUUUCCUUUUCUUUUCUUUUUCUUCUUUUCCUUUUCUCUUCUUUUUCUUUCCUUUUCUCUUCUUUUUUUUCUUUUCCUUUUCUCUUCUUUUUUCUUUUCUUUUUCUUUUUUUUCUUCUUUUCUUUUUCUUUUCUUUUCUUUCUCUUUUUUUUCUUUUCUUUUUUUCUUUUUUCUUUUUCUUCUUUUCUUUCUUUUUUCUUCUUUUUCUUCUUUUCCUUUCCUCUUUUCUUGUUUUUCUUUUUCUUCUUCUUUUUCUUUCCCCCUCUUCUUUUCUUCUUUUCCUUCUUCUUCUUUUCUUUCCUCUCUUCUUUUCUUCUUUCUUUUUCUUUUCUUCUUUCCUUUUCUCUUUUCUUUUUCCUUUUUCUUCUUUUCUUCUUUCCUUCCCUCUCUUUUCUUUCUUUUCUUCUUCUUCUUCUUUUCUCUCCUCUCUUGUCUUUCCUUCUUCUUUUUCUUUUCUUCUUUUCUUUUCUCUUUCUUUUCUUUUUCUUUUCUUUUUCUUUUCUUUUCUUUUCUUUUUCUUUUUCUUUCCUCCCCUCUCUUUCCUUCUUCUUCUUCUUCUUUCCUCCCCUCUCUUGUCUUUCCUUCUUCUUCUUCUUCUUUUCCUCCCCUCUCUUGUUUCCUUCUUCUUCUUCUUCUUUCCUCCCCUCUUUCCUUCUUCUUCUUCUUCUUUUCCUCCCCUCUCUUUCUUCUUCUUCUUCUUUCCUCUCUUGUCUUUCCUUCUUCUUCUUCUUCUUUCCUCCCCUCUCUUGUCUUUCCUUCUUCUUCUUCUUCUUUCCUCCCCUCUCUUUCCUUCUUCUUCUUCUUCUUUCCUCCCCUCUCUUGUCUUUCCUUCUUCUUCUUCUUCUUUCCUCCCCUCUCUUGUCUUCCCUCAAUUUUUCUCUUUGCCCCUCUUUUUCUCUCCUCUCUUUUUUGUCUCUCUCUUCUAUUCACUCUUCCUCUCUUCUUUUCUUUCUCCCUCUCUCACCUAUCCUCCUUUCUAUUUUAA